This is a messenger RNA of Strongylus vulgaris, 578 nucleotides long. NCBI's taxonomy places the organism in Eukaryota, Metazoa, Nematoda, Chromadorea, Rhabditida, Strongylidae. The record is from the annotation of a GenBank genome assembly.
AUGAAAUGUGCUGUUCGUGACCUUGCUAUAAAGCGAUCCAUCGAAGCAUUAUACACUGGCGGGGUUCUCGAAUGGAGCGCCGAUGGAAGCACUUUGUAUUCUACCUGUACCAAUGUAGUUAAGGCUAUCAACUUGGAUGACAACCUGUCAUGUUACACCAUUGGAGAAGCUGAGGAGAGCUUACGCAUCACAAGCAUUUGCUUGGAUCAUAAUCGUUCGCGACUCCUUGUGGCCUACACUAAUUACGUUAUCCGUGAGUUCGCGCUUGGUGAGUCAUGCGCAACUGUAGCUCGAAUGUGGAAAACGAUGCACACUGCGCCAAUUUUAUCCAUGAAAUUCAACAAAGAUGGUUCUAUGCUAGCGACCGGAUCAGCAGAUCAUACCGUUAAGGUUUGGGAUACGGUACAGCAGCACUGCACCCAUACACUGAAGGGACAUUGCGUAGUUUCUGUUUUGCACUUCAUACAGAGUGGUCGCCUUAUGGUAGGAUAUGUGGAAGGACAAGUAGCCAUGUUUGACCUUGUCAAAGGCGCUACCCAUAAGCUGCUGAGGGAAUGGAAAACCCACAGUAGGUGAGC